Messenger RNA from Closterium sp. NIES-65, 681 nucleotides. The record is from the annotation of a GenBank genome assembly. Lineage: Eukaryota; Viridiplantae; Streptophyta; Zygnematophyceae; Desmidiales; Closteriaceae.
AUGCCUGUUGCUGCCCGUGCCUGUGCUGCCUGUGCUGCCCGUGCCUGUGCUGCCUGUGCCUGUUGCUGCCCGUGCCCAGUGCUGCCCGUGCCCAGUGCUGCCCGUGCCUGUGCUGCCCGUGCUUGUGCUGCCUGUGCCUGUUGCUGCCCGUGCCUGUGCUGCCCUGUUGCUGCCCGUGCCAGUGCUGCCCGUGCCUGUGCUGCCCGUGCCUGUGCUGCCUAUGCCUGUUGCUGCCCGUGCCUGUGCUGCCCUGUGCUGCCUGUGCCUGUUGCUGCCUGUGCCUGCGCUGCCCGUGCCUGUGCUGCCCGUGCCUGUGCUGCCCGUGCCUGUGCUGCCCGUGCCUGCUGCUGCCCGUGCCUGUGCUGCCCUGUGCUGCCUGUGCCUGUGCUGCCCGUGCCUGUGCUGCCCGUGCCUGUGCUGCCCGUGCCUGUGCUGCCUGUGCCUGUUGCUGCCCGUGCCUGUGCUGCCCUGUGCUGCCUGUGCCUGUUGCUGCCUGUGCCUGUGCUCCCCGUGCCUGUGCUGCCCGUGCCUGUGCUGCCCGUGCCUGUGCUGCCUGUGCCUGUUGCUGCCCGUGCCUGUGCUGCCCUGUGCUGCCCGUGCCUGUGCUGCCCUGUGCUGCAUGUGCCUGGUGCUGCUCGUGCCUCGUCCUUGCGCCCUCGUGCGCUCUUCUACUCGGUGUAG